Molecule: messenger RNA, 4468 nt
Organism: Hippopotamus amphibius kiboko
Lineage: Eukaryota; Metazoa; Chordata; Mammalia; Artiodactyla; Hippopotamidae
Product: calaxin-like
Exons: 5
Coding region: 1518-2279 (253 amino acids)
Molecular function (GO): calcium ion binding
Source: RefSeq, a predicted model, not a curated record
ACUUCCUGGUAAAUUUCCCUAAAUAUUAUGCUUAAAGCUUCAUAGUCUUUCCUAAUAAAUCUAUAAGCUCUUGAGUACAUAGCAAAUUUGGGAGACAUUUUUUAUCCAAAAAGAAGUUUCUCAGAAUUGUUCAUGAAAAUGCUGAAAGAUAAGGUUAUCAAGUUAUUUGUUGAUCAGUUUUGCUAUGAACAGAAAAGUGUACCUUUGCAGACUGGUCCAGUAUAUGAUGAUUAUGUCCCACUAGAAGCAGCAGUUCAUUUUAUUAGACUGGAGAAGAAGGUGAUUUGGCAAAAAUUGUAUUCUUUCCAGGUUGGGUUGACUGUCUGGGAAGCACCUUUUUCAUUGUUCUUCUUGUGGUAGCCUUAACAGUUUUCUGAUAAGGUAUUCAAAGAAAAUUUGACUGGGUGAUGUUAUAUGCAAGUUAAUAACAUCUCUUUCUCCACCAGAACACCCUUUUUCUUGAAUUAUUAUAUACCAGUUUAUAAACACAAAGCAUGUUAGUUGGAUAAUGAUGCCAGGCUAGCUGCAACAAAAUUGAUGUGUCUAGGUAGAAAGAUUGAAUUUAUACCUGGUGCUACGUUUUUGUGGUUGUUUUGGAUUCCUUUGGUUGCCCUUAGUAUAUUUAGAUGUUUUAAAUACCCUAAGAAUGUCUUGAAUUUAUUUUAUCCAGAGUAUAGAUUCAUAUUCCUCCAGUCAAGAUGUGUUAAAAGCCUAUUGCCUAAUUUUCUUUAAUUUCAAGGGCAACAGUAAACUAGCCACUGAGAACAGUUAUUAAAAAUUGUCAGUUUUCAACUUAAAAUCUAUGAACAUUUGGUAUUGCCUUAAGAAAAGUUUGGGGGAAAGUUUUUUUUUUUCCUCUCCUAGUUGUAUUUGCCUUAUUUUAAAAUUUGUUUAUAUGUGUUAUGUAAAACUUGGUGAGAAUACAGUGUCCUAAAUUCUAAAAAUUAUUAUUUUUUUUUUUUUUUGCCUUAAAUGUUUGCUCUUUAUACCAGGAUUUGACAAUAGACGUGAGAAUAGUUGCCAUCUUGGCCAGCUUUGGCAUAAUCAUACCAUAUUUUCUUAACCAGUCAGUCAGAUAAGUUGGAGGGUAAAAGUGAAGGGUUUUACAUUUCUCUAGAAGCUCCCAGAUUGAGGCCUCUGUUUGCCUAUCAUGAGAAGGUGCUUGGUUAGAGUUUUCAAAGGAGGUUAUAACCUUCAAAGGAGCUCUUUAUAGCCUGGGAAGUUAUUUCUACUUAAAGAAUCAGGUCUUUGUAGUCUUAUUUAGUUAUUAUGUGUUCAUCGAUAAACAUUUUCAACUGUAGGGUUUGUGCUCAGGAAAUAUAAAUGGCAAUAAUGUCAGAUACCACCUUAAGUGGUGUUUAGCCCCAAAGAAAAGAUAAAUGUUGGAAUUGCUGUAAUAUUUCAGAUCACAGUAAUAUGAAUGAAAUCACUGCAUUUAUACUGCGUGGUAGCAACCACUGUUGCAUAUUUUUCCAAUUACUUGAGAACCUUCUGUGUUUGGUUGCUGGAAUGUUGCCAUGGUCACGUUCUGUGUUGGGUAUGGAGUGGUGAACUGUGGAAUCAGUGGCACCCCAGGACGCCCAGGCUUGGAACUAGGCUAUCUGAGAAGUCUGCAUUGUGUUGAAGCCACACUUGACAUGGACCAGAAGGUUCUGAAGAAACUGGUGGAAUCCAUCAGUGAUACUGUCAAGAGCUUCAAAAAAGGUGAAGUAGAGUGUCUCAUAAGAAUUUUUCACAGCUUGGUGGAAAGAGCUGAUGUAAGACUUGAUAACAUUGGACUCGAUCGUAACACAUUUCGAGUGAUCCUGCACAGAAUAUUUGGAAUGACUGAUGAUAUGCUAAUGAAUAGGGUAUUUUUUGCAUUUGACAAAGACAAUGAUAACUACAUAAAUGUGAAAGAGUGGGUUAAAGGGUUAUCAGUGUUUCUUCGAGGGACUUUUGAAGAAAAGCUGAAGUUCUGUUUUGAAGUUUAUUAUUUCAAUGGGGAUGGUUACAUUUCUCAAGAGAAAAUAUUUGACAUGUUGAAGAAUAGUCUACACCAACAGUCACCUGAAGAAGAGACUGAUGAAGGAAUAAGAGAGUUGGUAGAUAUAACACUGAAGAAAAUGGAUUAUGACAACGAUGGCAAGAUAUCUUUUGCAGACUUUGAAAAAGCAGUGAAGGAAGAUAGACUUUUGUUGGAAGUGUUUGGACCAUGUUUACCAGAAGCAAAGGUACAGCGCCAGCAGCCAAAUUGGUUGAGGGAAAAUUUCAAAGGACAGAAAAGAAAUACUUGCUAGACAUUUACCUCUGUGGGACUUCAACCCAUUGCUGAAGUUCAGGCAACCAUGAAGGUCUUGGCCCCAUCCUAACAUUUGGGACCCAAGACAGUAGUGACUAUUCAGUUAUACUCAAGACUUUUUUUGAGCUUGUAACCACCUUAGCCAUACAGAAUUCCUAAUUUCCUGUAUGUUAGUAUCUUCCCCCUAAAACCGAGGUAUAUUGGCUUGCUUAAGGGAUAAAACAGCACGUAGAGUGGGUUCAGCAAGUACCCACCAUAAACUGCUAGAAAACUUGAUCUCUUUCUCGUUUGUUUAUUGCCAAACAAUAAGUUUUAAAAUUUUGUGGCACAUGUAUAGUGCUUUAUGGUAUUUUAUUUGUGCUCAUGAAGGAUUUUCGAGUAUGAAUAUGACAAAGGUUUUCUGACCCAGAAGAGUCAGCCUGAUAGUUAAUUUCACUCAUUAACAUUUCCUUUCUUAAUUCUUCCUUUGACCAACUGUGCUUUGCAAACGGGAUAUAGGAAGAAACUUUUUAUUCUCUUAAGUAAUUUAGAUGGUGAUUUUGUGGAUGAAUUUGCAUGUUAAGCUAUGCUCAGCUAUCUCAGCUUGUCUAACUUGUCUCACUGUAGUUUAUUCCCACAUUUAAAUUUUGUCUGGAAAUCUGUGCUAAAAAUCAAUAUGUAAAAGGCAGACUUCUUUUAAGAGACUGAUGGGUGAAACAGUAUAGAAAGAUGGGCUGGACUGGAGUAACUACUUAGGUUCAGAUGGAACACCAGUGGUUCUUCAGCUGCUACCCAAGAGUUCAUCUGUAGCUCAGUUAUCUAGAACCAUACUAUUAAAAGUGUAGUCUAUGCACCAGCAGCAAUGGUAUCACCUGGGAACUUGUGAGAAAUGCAAUCUCGGACCCCACCUCAAACAAGCUGAAGCAGAAUCUUUUUUUUUUUUUUUAAGUGCUUGACACGACAAAGGUUUAUUUUCCUUCCUUCAUCAUGGUCAAACCGUGUGUGUUGGCAGCUAUAGGAUGGAGGAGCUGGCCUUCACACAGUCACAAAUCAGGAAUCCACUCAAGAACACAGCACCCACCUAGGAGCUCCUCCCUUUAGGGCUAUCAGAUGAAUUUUUUUUUUAAUUGAAGUAUAGUUGAUUUACAAUGUUGUGCUAAUUUCUGCUGUACUGUGGUAAAAUACACCUAUCAUAACAUUUAUCUUAACUAAUUUUAAGUGUACAGUUCAGUAGUGUUAAGUACAUCCAUGCUAUUGUGCAUCCAAUCUUGAGAAUUCUUCUCAUCUUGCAAAACUGAAACUCUAUACCCACUUAACAAUUCCCAAUUUCUACCACCCACCAGCCCUGCAGACGGUAGUUAUAUGUGGGUUUUUGACUGUGUGGAGGGUCAGCAACCCUAACCUUAAGUUGUUCAAGGGUCAGCUAUGUAUCCCACAAGGAAGUAGAGCCAGACACCUUGCCUGCAGCUUCUUUUAAUACCAUCCACAACUCAGUGCUGUCUUAGCAAGUUUGAAUCAGUAAGUCAUAAAUGAAGGUGAAACUUCCUAACCUUUAUGUUCAAAUUCAAUCGAUUAGGCAAAAGGCCCUUUAGGAUAGGGAGAAAAGCAGACACCAUUUGGUAUGGGCCUCCUCAGGUUAUUGUUACCAGCAAAAAAAAAAAAGUGGAGGGUCUUUCCUGGUGGCACAGUGGUUAAGAAUCCACCUGCCAAUGCAGGGGAUAUGGGUUCGAUCCCUGGUCCAGGAAGAUCCCACAUGCCAUGGAGCAACUAAGCCCGUGUGCCACAACUACUGAGCCUGCACUCUAGAGCCUGUGAGCCACAACUAUUGAGCCUGUGUGCUGCAACUACUGAAGCCCAUGUGCCUAGAGCCUGUGCUCCGCAACAAGAGAAGCCACCACAAUGAGAAGCCUGCGUACCACAAUGAAGAGCAGCCCCCACUCACCGCAACUAGAGAAAGCCCAUGCAGCAAUGAAGACCCAAUGCAGCCAAUAAAUAAAUAAAUAAAUGGAAACAGCCUGGACAUACUUGAAUUUCUAAUUAUGUGGUCCACUGACAGAAAAAAAAUGUGGGUGUGCUAAAAGUAGUAGUAAAAGUCUUGCAUUUACAAAUACUGAUUUGUUCCUGCCAUAGAUAAAUUAUUCUUUAAAGUUAACUAAAGCAUAUAAGCUUCUACUUUCAGCUUUGUUGUAAUACUUUAACUUUUUUGCU